AUGAUGAGACAGCUUCGUUCCACAAUUGGACUCAUACUAUCCAUUGUCACCCUCAUUUCAGCUGCAGCAGCAGCGGCUACAUCUGCACCAAACUUGUACAAUUUUGAACCAACAUGGGAAAAUCUUCAUUAUACGCGUUCGAUCGAUUUGAAUAGAGGCUACGUUAAAGAGACGGACUUGAUUGAUAUCAAAAACAUUGCAUCUGCUCCACAAUCGGAUUACUACUACACUAUAAACGAUGGGUUUAACAGCGUAGGUAACAUUUCCUACAUUGACGUUGUACCUAUAGAUUCAGCUAUUGACAUUGGACUUGAAGAGAUUGUGCCUAGCCAAGUUUACAAAUUGAAAUUACCAGCUCCCGUGGCCCCUGGCUCAAAUAUUGAACUUGAGGUCAACUUUGUCUAUGCAAAUAAGUUGGAACCUAUUCCCAAAAAGAUCAAGUUGGAUGAAGUGCAACAAUUGUUGUACAAGACCAACAAGUUCCCAUUCUCGCCAUAUUUCACCAAGGACUACACGCUUGUGUUGACUGGUAUGACAAAAGGACAAGAGAUGCAGUUGGCCUUGGAUGAUUUACCAGAUGUUGUUGAGUCGCAAAACACCCCCGAUUUGAAACCUAGAGUUGAUAAAGAUACUCUUAAAUACGGUCCCUUGGUGCAUGACAUUGAGCCCUUCACUUUGAAACCCAUGGGAUUGAUGUACGAUCACAAUCGUCCAAUGACGAAAGUACUCAACUUGAACCGAUCAAUUUGGAUCCCAGCAUCAGACAUAAAUCGAGUUUCGAUUGAAGAAUAUUACGAAAUCACCAAUACUGGUGCUGAAUUAAGCUCGGGGUUCUCCAGAUUGGAGUGGCUAAAGGGCAAAUAUGAAGCUACGAGAAACCACUGGGCAUUAAGCCAUUUGGAAAUUCCGUUAAAGAAUCGUAACUUGGAUGAUUAUUACUAUACUGAUAAAGUCGGAGUUGUGUCAAGUUCGAAAAACAUUGCCAAUUUCUUAAUCUUGCAACCUAGAUUCCCAUUAUUUGGUAACUGGCACUACAAUUUCACAUUGGGGUGGUCGGAAAAUUUAGAUUUAUUCCUUCACAAAUCAUCUUCAUCAUCAUCAUCAUCUGCUGCUGCUGCUGCUGCUAAUGAAUACAUUUUGAAAUUCCCGCUUUUGAAUACGGUUCGUGAUGCAACGUAUGACGAUGUCUACAUUGAUUUUUACUUGCCCGAAGGUGCAGAAUUUGACCAUGUUGAUUCGUUGCUCCCUUAUGAAUCGGUGGCUGUUGAUUACGAAUUGUCGUAUUUGGACGUGUCGAAAGGGCAUGUGAAAGUGACGGUGCAUUUCAAAAACUUGUUUGAUGAUUUACACAAGUUGGACUUGUUUUUGACGUAUAGGUAUAACCGAACCAAUCUCUGGGUUAAGGUUGGAAAGAUUGCUGGAUUUGUGUUUGUGGGGUUGGUUAGUUACUACUUGUUGAAUAUUUUAUAG
Molecule: messenger RNA, 1470 nt
Organism: Lodderomyces theae
Lineage: Eukaryota; Fungi; Ascomycota; Pichiomycetes; Serinales; Debaryomycetaceae
Gene: OST1
Product: dolichyl-diphosphooligosaccharide--protein glycotransferase subunit
Exons: 1
Coding region: 1-1470 (489 amino acids)
Cellular component (GO): oligosaccharyltransferase complex; membrane
Source: RefSeq, a predicted model, not a curated record